GGGGCUGCCGAGCCGCCACACGGGCAGCCGGGCUGGCAAGGGCCGCCUCAGCGGGAGCGGGGCUGCCGGGCCGCCCUGCGGGGACCGGCCGGGGAGGGGCGGCCCCACGGGGUGCGGGGCGGGAGCGGCCCCGCUCAGGUUUGUGGGUGCCGGCCGCCCCGAGGGCCCGCCCUCGCCGCUCCGGGCCUGCGGCCGUACCCGCCGCCGGGGGGAGGCGGACCCCGGGCAGCCCCGUCGGUCGCGUCACGCAGGGCCGGGGCUCGGAGGCGGCCCGGGGCCGGUGAUGGGCGUCUGCCGGGCGCGCGGCCGCUGCGGCGUGAGGCGGUGUGUGCGGCGGGGCCCGGCCCGGUGUCACCGGGCAGCGCGUGCUUGUCGGUGCCCUCCUGCCGGUCGCGCGUGGUCCAGCUCCCUCUCCACGCUGUCGUAGCCGAAAAUAAGAAAUGCCUUCAUUUUCUUCUCUGCGUGAAGAAAACGGUGCGGGUCCAUCCCUUUGCAUAGUGACAUGUCUUCGUGUGCGUUACCAGAAUUCUAGUUUCCUCAUAUGAACAAACCUACUGCCUGGAUUCGUACCGCACAUCUGGUACACCUGUGUGUGACCAACACUCGUCUGUCUUUAACUUCCAUGCAUCAGAAAUGCUGUAUUCGCGCUGUCGUUCCUUUAACAUACACAUAGAGGAGUAUGUCGUAACAUUCUGAGGUUGGUAAGAUCGUGAAGGAAAAAGUACAAGAAGUAGGGCUGUAGCUUAAACCUUUUCCUGAUGUUUAAGGAUAUUCCCUGUAAUUCCCUUUCAGUUCGUCUCUCACAUAUAUGUCGUUAAAGCUAAAUACUGCCUUGCAUUUCUUGAUUGUUCAAAUGAGCAAGUUUUGUGCCAUUCGGGCAUAAUGUACUAAGCUGUAAACUAACUCUGUAAUAAACCUGCUAUUUGACAGGCUAAAUUACGUGCUAGGGAUUGUUUUAGAUGGCAAGAAGAAAGUGGCCCUCUUAGAGCUUUCUUGGAUGUAGUUCCCUUUUCAUGGUCUGGGGUGGAGGGAGUAAAAACCAGACAAAACCGAAACCAUCCAUGCAGUUUGUAUUUUGUGUACAUGGAGAGAGGAGGAGCGAAGCAAUGGCGAUGCGUGAGGGUCGCAGCUGGUGCUGUUACAUGGAACAGAGUAUGGAUGUAUUGUCAAGAGGUCUCCAUAAACACUAUUAACUGCCCUUCUGGGACAAGACCUACUAUAACUGAAUAAUUAAAUAGUUAGGUUUGUUUUUUCUGUUAGUUUAGACACGGAAGCAGAGCAAUGACGUGCCAACUUUUGUGUUUGGUAUGUUUUAAGGUAUGCUGUCGUUUGCUUACAUGUUUCUGAUGAGUUUUUUGCAGAGCAGUAUAGGUUUUUUGAGUGUUUGUGGGGUUUUUUGUUAAAUAAUAAUUUUUGUUAAAUAAAUAAUUUUGUUAAAUAAUAAAUGAGGCCCUUUCUGUGACUGUUACUUGGGCAGUUGGGAAAUUCGGAACCCGUUCCUCACUGGCUUGUCUUCUCUGUAUAUAAAAGCAAUUAAAAGGUGGAACAGAGAUCAAUGAAGUGCUGUUUCAUUCCUUGAAAACAAUAUAAAACCUUACCACAAAAGCAAAACAGUGAGGUAGAGUACUGUAUAUGGGACAGUAUCUAGUUUUAACUAGAUUUCGUUACUCAGAAAAGCAAUUAAAAUGGCUUCUUUUUAAUUUCAAAUUGAUAUUUUUUUAAAGUCAAUUGUUACUGUCUUAUUCAUUCAGCUCGAGUUUAGCGGAGACUGAGGACUGUAGGUUCAUAUGGAAUAUCAUAUCUGCUUUUUUUUAAAGCAAUAAUUUCUUGUGUAUUAAAGUUAUAUUUAAGACGCUUCCAUAAGAAAAGACUAGAUGAAGGAUUAUGUUUCACUCUAAGACCUGGUAGAUAGUGUGCUUUGGAAAUGGUUGUCAGUGUAACUACACAUUUAUCAAAGCAAGCUAAGAUGUGAGGGGAGAAAGAAGUGUGUAAUUCUCCUCCAGGCAAAACACCUCUUCAAGUUUUUUAUGCCACUGCAAUUGUUUGUAUUAGCGAUUACAUGCUUAUAAAGAAAUCUGACAAAAAUAUGCCUCACCAGUAUUACUGUACUAAUGUACAGUAGUUUUCCAUACAGAUCUUGACUGAACCUUACAUGUGGAUAUGUACGUUUGCGUCAGGGGUUAUUCUGGAGAUGUUACUACAGGAAAUUGUUAUGGUAUUCUGCUAUUCUGAUGAGAGUUGUAUGUCUCAAUGGUAAAUUUCUUCAAGAAAGAGAAGUGUCCUAGGUGUUCGUAUCAGUUUGGGAAAUCUCUCUAAAUAAGUUGGUGUCAAAAUGCAAAGCAUGAAAAGACUGUGUGUGAGUGCAAAACCAGAAAACUGCUAAAUUGUGAGGGAACUAAGAUAGCGGGUUGUAUUCUUGCUCCCAGUUCUUAAUCCUGCUUUAUGGACAAAAUGUUCAGUGCUGUAAAUGGAGAUAUGAGGAAUACAUGCUUUCUGUGUGUCAACUGGGAUUUCAGGUUUUUUUUCUGCUGGAACGUUUUGCCAGCAUGCUCACCCCAGCUGGGUGGAGGAGAGGUAAGAAACUCUGCUUUUCUGGGCUGAAACACUGGAACAAGUGAGCGUGCUCACCUGCCAGCUAGUAAUGCUUCAUCUCCAUGCAUUUAGCGUGUGACAGGUGAGAGGGAGCUGGGUUUACCUCUCUGAUUUGCCUUGCAUUUGUCACAGGCUAAGCAGGGGUACUGUGGAUUAGCAGCUGUGUUGUACCUUUUGCCUCCAUGGCAGCUUGUGUUUGUGCCCUCAGCUAGGACAGUGGCUGUUAUCAUUAGUUACUAUGGUGUUUGAUGUUAGUGCUGGGCAUAGAGAGAAGAAAAAGUGAUCCUUUGGGCCUUAACUGAGGUGUAGAGAUGCCGAAACAGAGAGACUGCUGGAGGAAAAAGUACUAUUUCAAACAGCUGUGUAAAGCAAAUCCUUUCUAGCUCACAGCUUGGCACAAGUGCCAGACUGUGCUUGCCACUUACAGGGCUCCUGCUUUAAACUGUUACCUGUAGUGAAAACUUCGUUGUGCUUCAUUCAGAAAUAGCCCGUAGAUAUUUCUUUAAACUGGGAGAAUCCGCUUUUAAAGGUAAGCUGCUUCGUGACAGCAGUGUUUUUGCUGUUUGGUUGGUGCAGGUUGGUCUGUGUAAAACUUGGAAACCUUGUUAUAAAACAUAACUGCUCUCUGAGGACAUCCUUGGAGGAUUCUUUUCCAGUGCUGAGUGUUUACUUACUGCCUAGAUGUUACAAUGGGCAGACUUGAAAAAAGUGUCAAGAAACCCCACACCUACGUUAACAUGGAACUAAGCAGUGUGAUUUAAAACAGGGUGAGGAAGGCUGCUUCAGAACUGAACUUAGAUCUUAAAAAAAAUAAAGGAUUGUGAAGGUUAUUUGUAUGAAGUUGAUAUAUAUGGAACUAAACUAGAUUCUGCUGAUGAUAUUUUACCUGUGCUUUUAAUAAUUCGGAGGGCCAGAUGAUACAAUUCAGUGGUUUCAGUGUGAGCUUCUGAUUAAGUAGGGAUGUUAGAGGAUUCAAAGUAUCUGCCGUGAGCACAGCAGCUAUUUCCAAAUGCCAGUUUUACUAAACUGUUAUAACUUGAGAGAUGAAGGGAGAAAGCAAGUAACUGCUCAAUUAGAUACUGACACUUAACAUAAAAUUGGCUCAUAUCAGCCAGAAAGUCAUGAUGGCAGAAGGAUUACUCUGCAGUGUCCAGUCAUUUCACCAUCUGUAACAUGUAAGGUAUUUACCUAAAUGGUAUCAUCAGUAAUGAAAACAUUUUGAAAAUCUGUAUUUCUGCAAUCUUAUUUAAACUGAGUAGGCAAAAGGAUAGAUUUGUUUAAAAAAUGGCAGUGAAUGUCAUUAGGGUGUAAAUCAAUUGAACCGAUGUCCUGAACACCGCUACCCGCUGUAGUGGAUCGGGCUGUGGUGUGCCUCUCACUUGUUUGUUCCCAUCUUCUCUCGCUUCAGUAUUCAGGGAGUUUUUACCAUUGGAUACCUUUGUUUCUUAAAACCUAGAGUGGGAACAAAAGAACAGAGAAUAAAGAAGCAUCUGAGCUUCCUGUAUUAUUACUUUGAUCAGCAGAGAAGCACUGGGUGAUGUUAGCAUAUAAAUAAAUGAAAGGCUGAAUUCAAUGGCUGAGCUAUUUUUUAUUCAGUUUGCCUGUGUAACACUUAUUAAAUUUGUUUUGGGUGGUGUUAGUACAUUUAAGAAUAUUGUUCAGCUCUUCUGUGUUUGUUUAUUUGGUAGGCAGGAUACGGAUGAGUAACUGUUUCUUAGGAUGAGAGUAAUUAAAUUUGUGUGUACAGGAGCUUUGUGGGUCAAUUAAAAUAGGAAGACAAGCAAAAAAAGAAUGUCUGUUUUGAAUGCUGAAAUGUAGGGUACUUACAGUAUGUCAGCACAAGGAGGUCUUUAUUAAAUGCUGAAAUGUAAGGCUUCCUGAUCUGGGAAGUAAUAUUUAGGAACGUAGGUAUCUGAAAAAAAUAUGGCCAAUACAGGUACUUAGCAUGUGUGUGCACAUUCUAAAUUGUUUUAAGCUUUUAUAAGUGAAAACACAGCUAAGUGUACACAACAAGGAAAUUUAAUGUUAAAACAUGGAAUGAAAGCUACUCUUUACAGUUACCAGCAGUCAUUGCAGACAGAGGGUGUUAGCACUUGCUUUUUAUACUGGUCUGGGAACUCUGUGCAGCAGCAGUGAGCCACUCCUGAGAAAAUGGCUUAGUUUUCUAAUUACUAAACACAUCUGAUAGCAUCUUCUUUUCAUAGGGUCAUUUAUAUCUUGCGAGCAAAGAAAUAAUCUUCUGGUUCUCUCCGAGGCCACGUGAGCAUGGAGCCAGAUGAGCACUGCUGCCUGAGCAGAGCAGAGGCACUCAUCCAGCCUGGCGGGUCCAUGUGGACCAGCACUUGGGCAAGUGCGUCUGGGCAGCUAGAAAAGCAUCCAGUUACUCAUUUUAGAUCAGGAACAUGAUUGUAUUUGUUUUGCCUCCAGCCUGUUUGCUGUCCUGCAAUUAAAAACUUGACCUCAAAUCUAUCUUAAUUCUUUCCUGUUAUUCUGCUGUGAAGCUUGUAUAGUUUUGUGAGGGCAAGGCUCGCUGGGGCAAAAGAGUGUGUUUGGCGUGCUGGCUUCUGCAGAGUGGGUGAAUCCCAGUAAAAUCCUGUGUGCUUUGUGCCCACUGGGGCACAUUUCUUUCCCACGAUGCCUCUAGGACAGGCCAUGCCACUAGGAGUUGGGUUUUGGGAGGGAGGUUUUCUGCAAAGAGCAAACAAGUAAAAGAUGCCUUGUGGUUCUGAGUAAAAUCAUUAAACAGUGGUUGCACGUGACAGUUUGGGUGGGAAAGUCGCAUAAUGCCAUGUUAACCCAACACGUUCUGUCGUUGACAGAUACAUUUUGAAAUUGCGUGAUAAAAGGGAUCACCUUGUGUCUUCUGGUAUGGUACUAGGGAUUGAAUCUUGCUCCUGUAAUAUGUGUUUGUCAUUAUUAAGGGUGAUCUGAAGGGAAACCACUUUCACCUUCGUGGUAUCCUUUUCUGAAUGAUUUCUUCAACCAGACACAAAAGUUUCAUGUUUUCUCUUGUUUUCUAACCUCUUUGCUUUCUUCACAGCCCUGUCUCUUGGCAGACGGUUUUUGAUUUUAGGAUGGGUUGUUUGUUUUUUUCCAGAUGGCUGUUAAGCAAUGUGACAUAUCCAGAUGAAAGUUUCAUGGAAAACAUGAAUCUUAAUACACUUACCAUAGGGAAAGCUUUCAGGUGCUUUGUUCUGUCUGUUAACUUCUGCUGGAAGUGGGUAUUUGCUGCGUGUUCAGAGGCACCUGUGCAUGAGGAGAAGUUUGUUCUAUGGCCUCAGAGCUGGGUGCCAGGGAGGAUGGCAGCUGCUCGGAGCUGGCAAAACCCCUUUAUCUGCAAUAUCUGGAGAAAGCUCUGCAACUGGAUCAGUUUUUACGACAGACAUCUGCCAUUUUUAACAGGAGUAUAUCCAGUGAUGAAAGUGAAGAUGGAUUGGAUGACAAUCCUUUGCUGCCUCAGUCUGGGGAUCCCCUGAUGCAAGUUAAGGAAGAGCCUCCAAACUCUUUGCUUGGGGAGUCUUCUGGAGCAGGGAAUUCCGGGAUGCUGAACACACAUUCCCUGAAUGGAGUACUGCAGCCAGAACCAAAGUCUGAAAAAGGGAGCUUGUAUAACUUUUCCAAACUGAAGAAAAGCAGAAAGUGGCUGAAGAGUAUCCUUCUGAGUGAUGACUCCAGUGACACAGAUUCACCAAGUGAUGAGGACGGAGAGGAGGACGAAUUUUCCCUUUCAAGGGAGGAACUUCACAAUAUGCUGCGAUUACACAAAUAUAAGAAACUGCAUCAAAGCAAAUACAGCAAAGACAAAGAGUUGCAGCAAUAUCAAUACUACAGUGCAGGACUGCUGUCAACGCAUGAUCCUUACUACGAGCAGCAGCGCCACCUGCUAGGGCCCAAGAAAAAGAAGUUUAAAGAAGAGAAAAAAUUAAAAGGCAAGUUGAAAAAAGUAAAGAAAAAGAGGAGACGGGAUGAAGAACUCUCUUCAGAGGAGUCACCACGACGCCAUCAUCACCAGACCAAAGUUUUUGCCAAGUUUUCUCAUGAUACACCACCACCUGGGUCCAAGAAAAAGCAUUUGACUAUCGAGCAACUUAAUGCACGUCGGCGGAAGGUGUGGCUCAGCAUUGUUAAAAAGGAGUUGCCAAAGGCAUACAAACAAAAAGCCUCAGCCCGCAACCUUUUCCUAACCAACAGCAAAAAGCUUGCCCAUCAGUGCAUGAGGGAGGUACGUCGAGCUGCUCUCCAGGCCCAGAAAAACUGUAAGGAAACGCUACCACGGGCACGUCGUCUUACCAAGGAGAUGCUUCUCUAUUGGAAAAAGUAUGAAAAGGUGGAAAAAGAACAUCGCAAACGAGCUGAGAAAGAGGCUCUGGAGCAACGCAAGCUGGAUGAGGAGAUGAGAGAGGCUAAGAGACAGCAACGAAAACUUAACUUCCUGAUCACGCAAACUGAAUUAUAUGCCCAUUUUAUGAGUCGUAAACGAGAUAUUGGACAUGAUGGAAUACAGGAGGAAAUCCUACGCAAACUGGAAGACAGCUCUACCCAAAGGCAGAUUGAUAUUGGCGGAGGAGUAGUGGUCAACAUCACCCAAGAAGAUUAUGACAGUAACUAUUACAAGGCCCAAGCUCUGAAGAAUGCUGAGGAUGCUUACCAGAUUCAUCAGGCCCGGACCCGAUCAUUUGAUGAAGAUGCAAAGGAGAGUCGGGCAGCUGCUUUACGGGCUGCUAACAAGUCUGGUACUGGCUUUGGAGAGAGCUACAGUUUAGCAAAUCCAUCUAUCCGAGCGGGAGAAGAUAUUCCACAGCCUACCAUUUUUAAUGGAAAACUGAAGGGUUAUCAACUGAAAGGCAUGAAUUGGCUGGCCAACCUAUAUGAGCAGGGCAUCAAUGGAAUCCUGGCAGAUGAAAUGGGUCUGGGUAAAACAGUACAAAGUAUUGCUCUCCUUGCACAUCUGGCUGAGAGAGAGAACAUCUGGGGACCUUUUUUAAUAAUUUCACCUGCCUCUACUCUUAACAACUGGCACCAGGAGUUUGCCAGAUUUGUACCUAAGUUUAAGGUGCUACCUUACUGGGGAAAUCCCCAUGACAGAAAGGUGAUCAGGAAGUUCUGGAGUCAGAAGACGCUGUAUACUCAGGAUGCUCCUUUCCACGUGGUGAUUACCAGUUACCAGCUAGUAGUACAGGAUGUCAAGUAUUUCCAGCGAGUGAAGUGGCAGUAUAUGGUUCUGGAUGAAGCGCAAGCGCUCAAGAGCAGCUCCAGUGUUCGUUGGAAGAUUCUGCUACAGUUCCAGUGUCGGAACAGAUUGUUGUUGACUGGGACCCCAAUCCAGAACACAAUGGCUGAGCUUUGGGCCCUGCUGCAUUUCAUCAUGCCAACACUGUUUGAUUCCCAUGAAGAGUUCAAUGAGUGGUUUUCCAAGGACAUAGAGAGCCACGCAGAAAACAAAUCUGCCAUUGAUGAGAACCAGCUAUCCCGCUUGCACAUGAUCCUGAAGCCUUUCAUGUUGAGAAGAAUCAAGAAGGAUGUGGAAAAUGAGCUGUCAGAUAAGAUUGAAAUUCUAAUGUACUGCCAGCAGACAAGUCGACAGAAGCUGUUGUACCAAGCUCUGAAAAACAAAAUCUCCAUUGAUGACCUCCUGCAGUCCUCAAUGGGCACUACUCAGCAAGCACAGACCACCACUAGUAGUCUCAUGAAUCUAGUCAUGCAGUUCAGGAAGGUGUGCAAUCACCCAGAGCUGUUUGAGCGACAAGAAACUUGGUCUCCAUUUCACAUCUCCCUAAAGCCAUACCGGAUUUCAAAGUUCAUCUACUGUCAUGGACAGAUCAGGGUCUUUAACCACUCACGGGACAGGUGGUUACGGGUUUUACUUUCGCCAUUUGCACCAGACCACAUCCAGCAGUCUCUCUUCCAUAGGAAGGGCAUCAAUGAAGAAAGCUGUUUUUCUUUUCUCCGGUUUAUUGAUGUCUCUCCAGCGGAAAUGGCAAACCUCAUGAAUCAGGGACAUUUAGCCAGAUGGUUAGCGCUCUUCCUGUCUCUGAAAGCAUCCUACAGGCUCCAUCACAUGCGCUUCUGGAUGGAGGCUGAAGGGGAGAAACAGCAGGGGUCACGUUUUCUGAGGAACAGGGAUUUCUUGCUUGAUGUAAAUUUCCCGCUGUCUUUCCCUAACUUGCACAGCUGCACUUUGCUGCAGAACCUUGUGUUCAGCAGCCACUGUAAAGCAGUUACUGGCUAUUCGGAUCAUGUCAUACAUCGAAGGAGAUCAGCUACCUCAUGUGUACGAUGCUGCCAGGUGACUGAGCUGCCGUCCUUCCUGUGCAUAGCCAGUCCACGGGUAACAGCUGUGCCGCUGGAGUUCUACUGCAAUGACCGAAGCGCAGAAUACGAGCGCAGGGCACUGAAGGAAGGAGGGAGUCUGGAAGCAAAGCAGUGUGUGCUCCAUGGAGCCCCUGAGCUAGCAGCGGACUGGCUGAAGCAAUGCUCCCGGUUCUUCCCAGAGUAUCCAGGAGGGCUGCUGGGGAUCAGGCCUCAGAACGGCUGGUCUUUCAUCAGGAUACCAGACAAAGAGAGUCUGAUCACUGACAGUGGAAAACUUCAUGCCCUAGAUCUUUUGUUGACGCGGCUGAAAUCUCAAGGACACAGAGUUCUCAUCUACUCCCAGAUGACACGAAUGAUUGACUUACUGGAGGAAUAUAUGGUUUAUAGGAAACAUACCUACAUGAGACUGGAUGGUUCUUCGAAGAUUUCUGAACGAAGGGACAUGGUAGCAGAUUUUCAGAACAGGAAUGAUAUUUUUGUGUUCCUGUUAAGCACAAGAGCUGGAGGCUUGGGCAUUAAUCUUACAGCUGCAGAUACGGUAAUCUUCUAUGACAGUGAUUGGAACCCAACAGUGGACCAGCAAGCAAUGGACCGCGCGCACAGGCUGGGGCAGACGAAGCAAGUCACCGUGUACCGGUUGAUAUGCAAAGGCACCAUUGAGGAGCGCAUCUUACAGAGGGCUAAGGAAAAGAGUGAGAUCCAACGAAUGGUGAUUUCAGGUGGCAAUUUCAAACCUGACACCUUGAAGCCAAAAGAGGUGGUCAGCCUUCUGCUGGAUGAUGAAGAACUAGAAAAGAAAUUGCGUCAGCGUCAAGAAGAGAAGCGACAGCAAGAAGAAACAAAUCGUGUGAAGGAACGUAAACGUAAAAGGGAAAAAUACGCCGAAAAGAAGAAGAAGGAAGAUGAAUUGGAUGGGAAGAGAAAGAAAGAGGGCAUGAACCUUGUGAUCCCGUUUGUUCCAUCAGCUGAUAACUCGAACCUGUCUGCUGAUGGGGAUGACUCCUUCAUCAGUGUGGACUCUGCCAUGCCCAGCCCUUUCAGUGAGAUAUCCAUCAGCAGCGAGUUACACAUGGGCUCUAUCCCUCCCGACGAGAGCAGUAGCGAUAUGCUUGUGAUUGUGGAUGACCUGGCUUCUUCGGCACCUCAGUCAAGGGCGACAAACUCUCCCGCUUCCAUUACUGGCUCAGUUUCGGAUACCGUCAAUGGUGUUUCAAUGCAAGAUACACCUCUCACUGGGAGAGGCCAGUCAGGUCGAAGCCGGGGCCGUCCUAAAGGUUCGGGCAGCGGAUCCAAAGGCGGCACUGGGAAAGGCCGAAGCAGGAAAUCGAUAGCGGGCAGCGCCGCGGCAAUGGCAGGUGCCAAAGCAGGAGCAGCGGCAGCCUCCGCGGCGGCAUACGCAGCCUACGGGUACAAUGUCUCGAAAGGCAUGUCUGCAAGUAGCCCUCUACAGACAGCAAUUAUUCGGCCUUCUGGACUUGCAGAUUUUGGACCUUCAAGCGCCUCUUCUCCCUUGAGCUCCCCUUUGAGCAAAGGAAACAGUGUUUGUGGGACCCCCAAAAGCUUAAACCUGACCAGCAGUCUCAUAUCAGAAGCUCCAAUUCGGAAGCAAAGCAAAGGUGCCCACGCCUCCGGUGGUCGGUAGUAAUUUUGAACCCCCAAAGCUUGUUGGAACUGUGUUGGCUUUCAGAGUAGACCACCCUGGCAGCUGCAGGCAUGCAGAGGAAUGCCUUGUUGCUGUCCAGCAUGUGUGUGAAAAGAAAAUCAAAGCACAAUGGGAGUGGGUGGUUUAUGUGAGCACUUUGAUUAUGUGUAUUCCAAAAAACUAUCAUUGCAGACGCUGCGAGAGGGAGGGAAGGGGCUCUGGGGUAACUGGGAGAGUAAGUAUCAGCUGGUGUUUUGUUGACGCAUCUGGCAAAGAUUCCUGCAAAAGCGUCCAGCUACUCCAUGCAGUACCCUUGAGCUGGAUGUGCUUGAAGUCACACCAGUAUACUUUCUCUCUCGUAGCCUGAGGUGGAACCCAGCAUUUGUUUUAUCCUAUGAAAUCAGUAUCCAAACCCCAGGAGUGUCCUGGAGAGUCACAAGACAUUUCCGUACUGGCAGCUGGUCAAUGUACGUGCGGGGCUAACUGGGGGCUAACCCGAAGGUGAUGUGUGAUCAAAAAACCCCAUGUUCUUGGAUUCUUCUAGCGUAGGCCUCUGGGUUUGAAGUGCAAAGGAGGGUGUCUCGGGCGGUUUCCAGGGAAGGGACUCUCAGCAGUGUUUGUCAAGGAAGAGGUUCGGAGCCACAGAACACGGAGCGCGCCGGCAGGCCUGGGGAGAGCAGCCGCGCUGCCUCUGCUGCGCGCAGUGGAAGGAACCACAAGCCAGUGGUUCACUUUGCAUUUCACAGUUCUCUCACUUUUGAGGUGUGCAGAACUCCUAAAAGCUUAGGAACAAAAUAAGGCUCCAUUUGUUCAAACUGCAAAAGGGGGAAGGGGGAAGUGCCGAGGAAGAGUGUGCGGCUGCUCCUCUCGCUGUGCCAUAGCAGAGCGUGGCUCUGCAGCUUGCAGUGCUGCGAGGGGAGCAACAGAAAACUGUCCUGAGAGAGAAACUGUGCCAUUCCCCCUUCCAGCCAAACCCUGGGGAGAAAAUUGUCUCGUAUCCCAGCCAUCCACUGACUGUUCUUCCAGCGUGCUUUCCCUUCAUCUUUGUGAUCAUCACACGUACUGGCUUGGUUGAGUUCACUGCCGUGUGUGGGUACCAGUGGCCACGUCCCAUGGGGCUGAUGGAGGCAGCGCUGCCGGUGCCCGUCUGUGUCCUCAUUCCCUGGUUGCUCCUUCCCUGUCCUCAAUGCACAAACCCCGCCGUAGCCCCUUGCUUUGCUGUAAGCGUUGUCUGCAUUGCACUGAGAUUUAGAUGUGGGGCAGCUCUUCUGCCUGACACACUGAAUUAUAAAAGGCUGUUCUGCCGGGGCACUUUCAUCCCUUGAGAGAGAAGCAAGUCGGGUUGCAGGUCUGGGCUCUGACAGCAGAAGAUGACUUUUUUUAUUAUUAUAAUUUUUUUUUCCAACCCCAAAUCCUUUGCCUGGCGUCCUACAGUGUGGAGCGAGUGCUUCCUGUUGGCUCUGCCUCUAAUUUGCACACCUGAAAAUAGCAGAACUGAGCUUAGUUAGAUUGAUUUUUAAACAGAUUUGCAGGGGAUAAUUGAGGGGGAGGUGUUGUUUAAUUAACUCAUGAAGACUUCCCCAUUCCCCUCCUAUUCACAUGUAUAUAUGAUAUUUAGAGGAAAUCAGACAAAUGCCAAGCUUUUUUUUCUCUUUGAAUGUGCUGUCUAUUUUUAUAACUGAACUGUACAUAUGUAUAAAGAGAGACACAUCUUUCUUUUACUAACUGGAGAAGAAAAUCUUAAAUAAAAUGGAGUGAGAUAAUUUUAUGUAAA
Messenger RNA from Falco peregrinus (peregrine falcon), 12320 nucleotides. It is a transcript of the gene INO80, whose product is annotated as INO80 complex ATPase subunit. The transcript has 36 exons. Gene Ontology annotation, biological process: DNA repair; DNA-templated transcription; chromatin remodeling. Gene Ontology annotation, molecular function: ATP-dependent chromatin remodeler activity; DNA binding; ATP binding. Bases 5864 to 10546 code for a protein of 1560 amino acids. Gene Ontology annotation, cellular component: nucleus; Ino80 complex. The record is from RefSeq and is a predicted model, not a curated record. Lineage: Eukaryota; Metazoa; Chordata; Aves; Falconiformes; Falconidae.